AUGUUCUUCCACGCCUCAAUUAGAGGACUACAUGAUGGAGGCUACGCUACUAUUCCCAGUAGUGGACUACAUGAUGGAGGCUACGCUACUAUUCCCAGUAGUGGACUACAUGAUGGAGGCUAUGCUACUAUUCCCAGUAGAGGACUACAUGAUGGAGGCUACAUUACUACUCCCAGCAGUGGACAACAUGACGGAGGCUAUGCUACUAUUCCCAGCAGUGGACUACAUGAUGGAGGCUACAUUACUACUCCCAGUAGUGGACUACAUGAUGGAGGCUACAUUACUACUCCCAGUAGAGGACUACAUGAUGGAGGCUACAUUACUACUCCCAGUAGUGGACUACAUGAUGGAGGCUACAUUACUACUCCCAGUAGAGGACUACAUGAUGGAGGCUACAUUACUACUCCCAGCAGUGGACAACAUGACGGAGGCUAUGCUACUAUUCCCAGCAGUGGACUACAUGAUGGAGGCUACAUUACUACUCCCAGUAGUGGACUACAUGAUGGAGGCUACAUUACUACUCCCAGCAGUGGACUACAUGAUGGAGGCUACAUUACUACUCCCAGCAGUGGACUACAUGAUGGAGGCUACGCUACUAUUCCCAGUAGUGGACUACAUGAUGGAGGCUACGCUACUAUUCCCAGUAGUGGACUACAUGAUGGAGGCUACAUUACUACUCCCAGUAGAGGACUACAUGAUGGAGGCUACAUUACUACUCCCAGUAGAGGACUACAUGAUGGAGGCUACAUUACUACUCCCAGUAGAGGACUACAUGAUGGAGGCUACAUUACUACUCCCAGUAGUGGACUACAUGAUGGAGGCUACAUUACUACUCCCAGCAGUGGACUACAUGAUGGAGGCUACAUUACUACUCCCAGCAGUGGACUACAUGAUGGAGGCUACAUUACUACUCCCAGCAGUGGACUACAUGAUGGAGGCUACAUUACUACUCCCAGCAGUGGACUACAUGAUGGAGGCUACAUUACUACUCCCAGUAGAGGACUACAUGAUGGAGGCUACAUUACUACUCCCAGUAGAGGACUACAUGAUGGAGGCUACAUUACUACUCCCAGUAGUGGACUACAUGAUGGAGGCUACAUUACUACUCCCAGUAGUGGACUACAUGAUGGAGGCUACAUUACUACUCCCAGUAGAGGACUACAUGAUGGAGGCUACAUUACUACUCCCAGUAGAGGACUACAUGAUGGAGGCUACAUUACUACUCCCAGUAGUGGACUACAUGAUGGAGGCUACAUUACUACUCCCAGUAGUGGACUACAUGAUGGAGGCUACAUUACUACUCCCAGUAGUGGACUACAUGAUGGAGGCUACACUACUAUUCCCAGCAGUGGACUACAUGAUGGAGGCUACGCUACUAUUCCCAGCAACGGACUACAUUCUGGCUACGUUAAUAUACCAAAAAAAUUUCAUAACAUACAUCAUCCCACCUUUUCAGGGAGUAUUACCCAAGUACCGACCAUGUUGGACGCUACCUCCAGCAACCCAUGGAAGGUCAUUAGUAAAAAGUGUCCUUUAAAUUUUAGGCAUAUGAUUGCUAAUGAACCUAAAAACUAA
Molecule: messenger RNA, 1575 nt
Organism: Procambarus clarkii (red swamp crayfish)
Lineage: Eukaryota; Metazoa; Arthropoda; Malacostraca; Decapoda; Cambaridae
Product: nuclear pore complex protein DDB_G0274915-like
Source: RefSeq, a predicted model, not a curated record